AUAAUUGACCGUAUUGAAAUGUCUGCGCAGUCAGUCUGUACUCUAUUCUCUGUAGCAGUGCUUUCAAUUUGUCUAAUGAGCGACCAAAAAUUCAUAGAAAGUAUUGAAGUUAUUUGUACACUUUAUGGUUCACUUCUAGACAAUUUUAAAGAACAAGCAUUGUCAUGGUAUGAUCUAUGGAAAAAUAAAGAAGUCGAACCCACCAUGAAAUUAAUUGAUAUUCUCGAUUACACCACAUAUUACCCAGCGGUAUGCCAAGCUAUACAAAUUGCAAUUACUUUACCUGUAACUUCCUGCUCAGUAGAACGAUCGUUUAGCACUUUACGCCGUUUAAAGACUUGGAUUAGAAAUAGGAUGGGAAACGAAAGACUGAGUAGCUUGGGGUUGAUUAAUAUACACCGCCAAAGGUAUGAUCAUAAACAAUUUUUGAAUCAACAAAUUGAUGAUUCAAUUAAUUUGUUUGCUUCAAACAAAAGGAGAUUGUCAUUACUUUUUGAAUAAUAAUAAUAUGAUGAUAAUAUGAUAUAAAUUAAAUUAAAUAAAGUGGUUUUUUGUUUAAAAUGUAUUAAGUAUGUUCUUUCUUAUAAAUAUUAGAACUAAUAGUGUAAUUUUAUAUAAAGUUAAAUUUGUUUUUAUUUAAAAAAAAUUUUGUUUGCCCCCCCUGAGCUGCAUCUCUGCGGGCGUGCCUGUAUACAUAUUAUUAUGCAAUGUACAUAUUUUAAUUGAAUUAAAAAUAAUUUCAUCGACGAUAGAGCGCAUACGAAUUUUGUUUAGCCAGAUAGCUGCGGCAUCAUUUUCAUUUUGUUGUUUAAAAACGACAAUAGCAUAAUAUAAAAAUAUAAUUUGCUUUAUA
Acyrthosiphon pisum (pea aphid) is the source of this 853-nucleotide messenger RNA. RefSeq lists its product as uncharacterized. Bases 19 to 501 code for a protein of 160 amino acids. The record is from RefSeq and is a predicted model, not a curated record. Gene Ontology annotation, molecular function: protein dimerization activity. The transcript is spliced from 2 exons. Lineage: Eukaryota; Metazoa; Arthropoda; Insecta; Hemiptera; Aphididae.